ACGGGAACGAAGAAUGGAUGUGACCAAGGAGGAUGUGGAGCGUGUACAGUAAUGGCGUCAUGGUGGAAUCCAGCUCAGGAGAUCGUUAGAUCUAAAAACAUUAAUGCAUGUAUAACUCCACUCUGCUAUCUCCAUGGUUACGCCGUUACGACGAUAGAAGGUGUUGGCAGUCAAAAGAAAGGCUUACAUCCAAUACAGGAGAAUUUGGUGGCAUGUCAUGGUGUACAGUGUGGAUAUUGUUCCCCGGGGAUGAUAAUGUCUGUGUUCACACUCACACACACAGAUAGCGAACCGUCACAGGAACGUCUGGAGCAGGCCCUGGAAGGUAACCUUUGUAGAUGCACCGGAUACCGACCCAUCAUAGAAGCAUUCAAACCACUGUGUAAGGUCCGUGGGAAGGAAUGUGGUGACAUUGAAGACAUUUGUCAAUUUCGGACUUGUGAAGUGAAAAGUGGUCAGGAUCCAUCUAGUGACUACGCCUCAUCCUCUGAUUUACAGUUGCUAGGUUCCAACAGUGUACGUUUUGUAUCCGGGAAUAUGGUGUGGAUCAGACCAACUACACUAAAGGAAGUCCUGGAAUUGAUGGAGGAUAUCCCGGGAGCCAGACUGGUCAUGGGAGCUACCGCUAUGAGUUACGGAAUGAAGAAAGGACACCGAAAUGAGGGUACGCUAAUCUGCUGUUCUCACGUGAAGGAAAUGAAUAUGUUCCUGUUGAAUAACCAUUUACUGGAGGUCGGUGCGGCAGUCGAUCUGGCAUCUUUUGAGGGACGUUUAAACGAAAUCAUCACAGCCGAUAAUACAGGCCUCAGUAACACAUGUUUCCAUGCACUGAAGGAGAGUUUACGAUGGCUGGGCUCAGACCAGAUAAAGAACAUGUCGACAAUUGGUGGCCAUCUUGCACUUUGUGACCCACGCUCAGACCUGUACCCUGUACUGAUGGCUCUAGGGGCAAAGGCGAUGAUAGCUACGAAAGAUGGACAGUCAGAAAUUCCAAUCGAUGAAGAUUUUAUUUCUGGACCUUGGAAAUCUAGUCUGAAGGGAUCGGAUGUGAUCGUCUCGAUACGGAUACCAACGCCCACGAACAACCAAACGUUUUACUAUAAGCAAGCCAAGAGGAAAAGCUUUGACUACGCCAUCGCCAAUGCCUGUUUUACCAUUACUCUGGCAGAGGAGACGGUGACAUCUGCGCGUCUGUAUUUUGGUGGAAUAGGACGAACAUUUACAUCAGCAUCAAAUACAGCCAAUCUUCUUGUUGGGAAAAAAUUGAACUCUUCAACGUUUGAUAAAGUACAGGAUAUGCUCAACGAGGACAUCAAACAAAUACAGAUGGAGACUGAAAGUAAAUACAAACUAAAGUUGGCCCAGGGAUUUUUGCGCAAGUUCUGGAAUCAAGUAGCGGUAGAUAUUAAGGAGACAGAUGCGAAAGCUGAUACUCGUGACUGGGGUAUCAGCACAGGCACACAAGUAUGGGAGGCUCCUUCCCCGACUCAGCCAGAACAUGACGCGGUAGGCAAGCCCAUUCCUAUUGUAGGGGGGCGUUCUCUGGUGACAGGAGAGGCGACGUUUGUUGCAGACAUGCCACGUCGUCAAGGCGAGAUCUGGGUCGAGCUCGUCUGUAGUACCAGAGCACACGCCAGGAUUCUGAAGUUAGAUGUGACCAAAGCAAGAAAGGUCCCGGGUUUCGUGGAUUAUAUGGACUCAAGUUGGAUUCCAGGGAAGAAUGAGUGGGGAAUCAUUGUAAAAGACGAUGUCCUAUUUGCAACAACAGAGGUACAAUUCUAUGGACAACCGGUUGGUGCAGUUCUGGCAGAAACAGAAGAGGCAGCUAAAAAGGCAGCAGCGCUAGUGGCCAUAGAUUAUGAAGACCUUCCUGCUAUUUUGACACUAAAGGAUGCCAUCAGCAAAGAAUCAUUUAUACCAUAUGAAAACAAACCAUUGCAAGUCGGGGAUCCUGAUACGGAGUUUGAAAACUGUGACAUUGUUCGGGAGGGCGUAAUCCAGACAGCUUAUCAGGAACAUAUGUACAUGGAGCCUAACGCAUCGCUCGUUAUACCACAGGAAGAUGAUGAAUUAGAGGUCUUCAUUACAACGCAAACACAGCAAUUUUGUCAGAACGCAGUGAGCGAGCUGUUGAACAUCCCGGCAAAUCGCGUUACAGUCAGAACAAAACGGAUUGGUGGCGGUUUCGGCGGAAAGGAGUGCCGAACCAUGUAUGUGUGUGGUCCGCCGGCCGUGGCAGCCUACAGGACAGGGAGACCAGCUCGCUGUGUAUUCGAUAGAUCCAAAGAUAUCAUGAUAACGGGAAAACGUCACCCAUUCCUCGCAGAAUACAAAGCUGGAUUCAAGAACAAUGGUAAAUUGAAUGCGAUCAAGAUGAAGAUUUUCGUUGAUGCUGGCUACUCUGUCGAUGUUACACCAUGGAUUAUGAACAAGAUCAUGCUCCACGUGGACGGAAGUUACAAAAUACCAAACUACAGAGUAGAAGGAUAUAUCUGCCGGACCAAUACUCCGUCCAACACAGCCUUCCGAGGAUUCGGGGCACCAGAGGGGGCCUUCAUCAUUGAAUCACUCAUAGCAGAUUUUGAGACAACUCUUACGGUACCUCGUGAACAGAUCCGAUCGACUAAUUUAUACAAGGAAGGAGACUCUACACAUUACAACUCUAUCCUGACGGACUGUAAUAUAGAAAAAUGCUGGAACGAAUGCAUGGUUCAGAGCAACUUCGCUCAGAAGAAGGAGGACAUCAAACAGUUUAACAAUUUACAUGAAUUGAGAAAGAGAGGAGUAGCCAUCAUGCCAUCCAAAUGCUCAGUGUCAUACCCGUCUAAAGCUGAAAAUCAGGGAUGUGCCCUUGUGAACGUGUACCUGGAUGGAUCAGUACUGAUAUCACACGGUGGAAUAGAGAUGGGACAGGGACUACAUACUAAGAUGAUACAAGUGGCUUCAAGAGCUCUCGACAUUCCUAUGGAUAACGUGCACAUCAAUGAUACUGGAACAAAUAUCACUCCUAAUCCUGUACCGUCAGCGGCAAGCACUAGCACCGACCUUUACGGGGAGGCCGUGCUGAAUGCAUGCAGAACACUCAAGGAAAGACUGGCACCACUCCAAGAGAAGAACCCGCAAAUAUCCUGGCCAAAUCUGGUUCAGAAAGCUUUUCAUGAACGAGUCAGUCUGUCAGCUACCGGCUUUAGUAGAGUUGGAACCAAUCAUCGGGAUUUUGAGAAAGGGGAGGGCGACCCUUAUAACUACUAUACAUUUGGUGCGUGCUGCUCCGUCGUGGAGAUAGACUGUUUGACAGGAGAACACCAGGUGCUAAGUACUGAUAUUGUUAUGGAUGUCGGCAAAAGUCUCAACCCUGGUAUAGACAUAGGGCAGAUAGAGGGCGCCUUCGUACAGGGAUACGGGUGGCUAACGUCAGAAGAAAUAGUAGUGAAAGCAGAUGGCCGGUACAACAUUUCCGGACCAGUUGAUUAUAAGAUUCCAAACGUCAAGGAUAUCCCAAGAGAGAUUAAAGUGGCACUCUUAAAAGAUUGUCCCAACGAGAGAGCAGUGUAUUCUUCUAAAGGAAUCGGAGAGCCACCAUUACUCCUUUCUAUAUCUGUGUAUCUGGCCCUGAGAGACGCCAUUAACACUGCUAGGAAAGACACUGGUCUGUCUCCAGUAUCCGGACUGGACAUCCCACUUACUGCUGAAGCCAUACGGUCUGCGUGCCCAUGAAUUUUAACAUGAGAUAUGUUGCUAUGGCAUAGACUUGAUUUGUCUACCGGUAUAUCAAGAGGAAUCAACAUGUAAUGGAAACGUUGAAAGUACUUUAGAUGCACGAAGUCGCAAAACACAUUAAUGUCCUAGUAAAAAUGUGCUUGGUAUGAAAUAUCCAUCAGCUGAUAAUUACAUUACUGGAACAAGUUUGUUACUCAAACAUCCAUCAUACAAAAGGAUCAAUUAUAGAGAAUUCCAUGUCAAGGUACACAGGAUGAUAAGGGCAGGGCUGGUGAAGAUGAGGCUUAUUGCAUAAUGAAUAUUUUAAAGGUUUCUUAAUCAUAUAUAAUUAAUAAAAUGUGACUUAGAAAGUCCUCGUUUACACAUUG
Messenger RNA from Pecten maximus, 4088 nucleotides. Its product is annotated as xanthine dehydrogenase/oxidase-like. The transcript is spliced from 32 exons. Gene Ontology annotation, molecular function: oxidoreductase activity; iron ion binding; FAD binding. The record is from RefSeq and is a predicted model, not a curated record. The coding region runs from base 52 to 3717 and encodes 1221 amino acids. NCBI's taxonomy places the organism in Eukaryota, Metazoa, Mollusca, Bivalvia, Pectinida, Pectinidae.